AUGCAGUUGAAUACAAAAACAGUCGUUUUCGUUCGUUUUCUUGUUUUUCUUCUAUUCUGUAAUGAUCUUCUAGUUGACAUGGCCGUUGUAGAAUCUGUAGUUAUUAUUCAUGAUGCUAAAUCAUCCUGGGAUGUUGAUCGACCUUUUCCUGGUCCUCUCAUUCGAGCAAUGUUUGCUGAUCGAGUUCGUAUUCGUAUCACUAAUAUGUUACGUGAUCAAUCAACAGCCAUUCAUUUUCACGAUCUUCAUAUGAUUAAUAAUCCCAGGGCUGAUGAUACAGCACACAUUACUCAAUGUCCUAUUCAUCCCUAUGAAAAAUUCAUCUAUGAAUUGAAUAUAACGCAAACAGGAAUCUUUUGGUACCAUUCGCACAAUGCUCAACAGUAUGCCGAUGGAUUAAUAGGUCCAAUCAUACUUGAUCAUGAUAUUCUCGAGCAACGAUAUGACUAUGGAUCACAUGAUUAUGUUAUUAUAUUGCAAGAUUGUACCUGGAAAGAUAACUGUGGUCAUGAACAGCCUGUUCAAUGUAUUCCACUGCGAGCAUCAUUUUUUGGUUCAUGCAAAUCUGAAGCACAUCCGAUUGAUGAAUUUUUAUGUUCACCUCAAAAAUCGAUACGCUUAAGAUUAAUCAAUGCUGCUAGUGGUAUUCCAUUUCGUUUCUGGAUUGAUCAACAUAAUCUUACGAUUGUUGCUAGAGACAGUAUUGAGAUUGCAUCCAUUUCUAUGUCGCUUGUACACAUUGCUUUUGGACAAAGACUUGAUUUGAUUGUUGACUGCAAUCAAGAUCUAUCUGUGAAUUACACUAUAUUUGUAGCUAGUCGAAAUAGCUAUCAGCCAUCGCUUAAUAAUAUUGGAGCAACACCACCAAUAAGUAAAUCUCAUUCAAUAGAACAUGACAAACUCGAUUCGAACGAUUUGUUUUUCGAAUAUAAAUAUCUAAAACCAUUUAAACCUCGUGUCGCUCCAGCUGCCAUUCGUCGUAUUACGCUUGCAAGUGAAGUCCGUUGGAAUAAUCGUACUGGCAUCGAUGCUUUAGAAGAAUGGUCUGUCAAUGGUAUUACUUUCGAACCGCCAAACGAACCUUUACUUCUUGCUAAUGUUUUCGAUGGUACAUUCAAACAUUGCGUUGCAUACCAACGUGCUGGUCGUGUUAACAAUAAACAUGUUACUCAUAUCCAGCAUCUUGAAUAUGGUCAAACUUAUGAGGUAUUGAUGAUUAACUAUGAUUCUCAAUUGCAUCCUUGGCAUCUACAUGGAUAUUCAGUUGAGUUUACUGCUGUUGGGAAAAUUCCCAAUUUAAAAUCAGCUAAAUGUAAUCAAACACAGAAAGAUGUUCGCCCAUUUAAUUAUAACACUGUUUUGCUGCCUCUCAACUCAACACUUCCUGUUCUUAGUGUCGGUGAUUCAUUUACGGUACCCAGUGAAAGUUAUGUUGUUUUUCGAUUCACUGCAAAUAAUCCAGGUCCAUGGUUUUUACAUUGUCACAUGGAAUGGCAUAUUUGGCCUGGCAUGGCUCUUGUAUUUUCUGUAGAAAGAAACGGACGAUACGACGGACUCAUUCAAUCACCGACAACAAGUUUUAGUACAUGUGGCAGAAGAACUAAAAUAUCUUAUCAAUCAUCUAGGCUAUUGCUUUCCAAUUCGCAUAAAACUGAACUAUGA
Molecule: messenger RNA, 1662 nt
Organism: Rotaria socialis
Lineage: Eukaryota; Metazoa; Rotifera; Eurotatoria; Philodinida; Philodinidae
Source: the annotation of a GenBank genome assembly